This is a messenger RNA of Branchiostoma belcheri (Belcher's lancelet), 1091 nucleotides long. RefSeq names its product P-selectin-like. The coding region runs from base 33 to 1091 and encodes 352 amino acids. NCBI's taxonomy places the organism in Eukaryota, Metazoa, Chordata, Leptocardii, Amphioxiformes, Branchiostomatidae. Gene Ontology annotation, molecular function: calcium ion binding. The record is from RefSeq and is a predicted model, not a curated record. The transcript is spliced from 8 exons.
GUCCUCAUCUGUCCGCCCCUUGGCGAGGUAAUAUGACGGGUGACAAUCUGUACCAGGAUGUGGUCCAGUUCACCUGUGAGCCGGGUUACGACCUUAUAGGAGUGCCCAACGUCACCUGUCAGGCGAGUGCCACAUGGAGUGGCAGCGUCCCAACCUGCACACGUGCACAGUGUCCCGAGCUGACAGCUCCUGCAGAUGGUGCGAUGGUUGGCUCUAACUUCUUCGAGGACGUUGUACGGUUCACCUGUUACGCAGGGUACGAUCUUGUCGGCGCGCAGAAUGCAACUUGCCAGGCAUCCGCUACAUGGAGUGACGACGUCCCAGUCUGCUCAUCCGUCCCGUGCCCCCCAUUGCCACCGCUGGUAAACGGCGUCCAAUCCGGUGGCAGCUCAACCUAUGUCUACGGUGAGGAGGUGAACUUCCAGUGUGAUGCAGGAUUCCAUCUGCUCGGGUCAUCCUUACGCAGCUGCCUGGCUGAUAGCACCUGGAGCGGCUGUACACCUACAUGCACAGAUAUCAACGAAUGCUCCAUUUCAAACGGCGGUUGUGGGCAAAUCUGCACCAACACAUUUGGGAGUUUCCAGUGCUCGUGUCGGAUUGGUUACACCCUGAACAGUGACGGGUUUGCCUGUGAUGAUGUGGAUGAAUGUGCCUCUGCAAACGGUGACUGUGAGCAGAUCUGUACCAACACUAUUGGCAGUUUCCAGUGUUCCUCCGUCCAGUGUCCCCAGCUAACAGCCCCUCUGAACGGUGGACAUACGGCCGGCAGCUCCUACCCGACAGUGGUACAGUUCACCUGUGACACGGGCUACAAUCGUGUAGGUGCGGGGAGUAUCGCGUGCCAAGCAGACGGCACGUGGAGUGACAGCGCCCCAACCUGCACACUUGCGCAGUGCCCGGUGUUGCGAGCUCCCACCGACGGUACAAUGACUGGCUCCUAUUCCUACCAGGACGUGGUGGAAUUCACCUGUGACCCAGGCUACGCCCUCUCCGGGUCAGCUGCAGCUGCCGUCACAUGCCAGGCAGACGGCACAUGGACUGCACCUGCUCCCACUUGUACAGUCAAAAGCCAAAAAUCCAGGUUCUGUUGA